This is a messenger RNA of Stegastes partitus (bicolor damselfish), 1746 nucleotides long. It is a transcript of the gene dnajb2, whose product is annotated as DnaJ heat shock protein family (Hsp40) member B2. The coding region runs from base 247 to 1194 and encodes 315 amino acids. The record is from RefSeq and is a predicted model, not a curated record. Gene Ontology annotation, molecular function: Hsp70 protein binding. The transcript is spliced from 11 exons. NCBI's taxonomy places the organism in Eukaryota, Metazoa, Chordata, Actinopteri, Pomacentridae.
AACAGGGCGGACUGAGGGAUAACGGUACCGUACUGUCACAUUGUGUUGUCGGGGGGGGGAUAACAGCGUCGGUGGUGGUGGUGGAGAGGCUGUCUGAAGGAGGCGGUGGCUGUGCGGCUGUCACGGAGAGAAGAAGCGUCCGGCGGCUAUCACAACUAAUUCAUUGUCACUCCAGACCGGUGGUGGACUCACGGCUGCAACUGCUAAUUCUGACGGGUGGUGUUUUGAGGAGUGACAGGAGGCGACAUGGUGGACUACUACACCAUCCUGGGAGUGCCCAGAACAGCCUCCCAGGAUGACAUCAAGAAGGCGUACAGGAAACUGGCUCUGAAAUGGCAUCCUGACAAAAAUCCAGACAACAAGGACGAGGCAGAGCGAAAGUUCAAAGAACUUGCCGAGGCCUAUGAAGUCUUGUCUGACAAGAGCAAACGUGAUGAAUAUGACAGAUAUGGGAAUGACAGAAUGCGACACACAGGUUCCUCCACCUCAGACUUUUCAUCAGAUUUCCCAGGAUUCACCUUCACAUUCCGCAACCCAGACGAGGUGUUCAGAGAGUUUUUUGGUGGACAGGAUCCCUUUGCUAGCUUCUUUGAUGAUUUCUCGUCUUUCGGGAGCUCAUCUCACCAUGGCCCCAGCCGAUUCUUCUCUUUUCCUUCAACAGGAGUUGACUUUACGUCUUUCUCCUCUUCCUUCGGCGGUCUGGACGGCAUGGACGGCAUGGGUGGAGGGAUGAGCAAUUUCAAAUCAGUUUCUACUUCGACUCGCAUCGUAAAUGGCAAACGCACCACCACCAAAAAGAUAAAGGAGAACGGGCAGGAAAGAGUAGAGAUUGAAGAGGACGGGGUGUUAAAGAGUGUUCUAAUUAAUGGUGUGGAAGAUGAAAUGGCCCUUGCUCUGGAGCUGAGCCGGCGAGAGGGACAGACCCAUCAGUCUCCUCACAAGCCCCGAAUCCAGAACAGAUCACCUGCCGAGCCUGACAGAUCCCGCCCAAGCCCUCACUCUGCAGCCACACACCGGUCGUUUAGCUCUGCUCCUUUCUACAACUACGGCGUUUCGGGAGGCAGCGAGGAAGACGAGGACGAUGAAGACCUGCAGAUGGCUUUGGCAUGCAGCCUGUCAGAAAUGGAAGCCCAGCAGAGAGCUGCAGCUACUGACUUCAUAUCAGACUCAGACUUCGAGGCCUUCACAAGCUAACCCGAUUGGCUCAUGCUGCUCUGUGCCCUAGCCCUGCCCGGAGGUCAAUUCCCCCACGAUGCACUUUUCUCUCUCUCUCUGCCCACCAAGGCUCCUACCUGCUGAAUGACACUUAAAAAGAAAAAAGGCGUGUGUAAAAAGACGUGUAUUUAAUCUGUAUGUGCGAGUGUGUGCGAGUGUGUAGAAAACUGUGGAGCGAAAGACUGGAAUUUUUGUACAUUGAAACCCAAGGACAUAGUUCUAACCAUCUCUGCGUUAAACAGCAAUGUUUUUGUUCAGUUUUAACUAACGUUCUGGAAAAAACAGCUGCACAAUAUGUAAUUAUUAUUGUACACAGAGUGUUAAAUUGCUACACUGGAGGAACAAAUAUUGCUGCUAGUUAAAAAAAAAAGGGUGCACAAGGAAAAAAAAAAAAAAGUCUUCUGAAAAACAUAAAGCAGAGAAAAUAAAGUAUUUCCCGCUGACUACUCCCAGCCAGUCUGUGGUAGUUUAUCGCUGCAAAAAGGAGAGUUAAUAUCAAAAAGUUGACAAUAAAAAAAAUAACUAUCUUGA